Messenger RNA from Iphiclides podalirius (scarce swallowtail), 573 nucleotides. The record is from the annotation of a GenBank genome assembly. NCBI's taxonomy places the organism in Eukaryota, Metazoa, Arthropoda, Insecta, Lepidoptera, Papilionidae.
AUGUGCCAAUUAUGUGGAAGAUAUUUCAGAAGUGAACAAAAUUUAGCUAUCCAUAUGGCUUGUCACAUGUCCAAAGGAAUAUUGUAUACAUGUAAAGUAUGUCACCGAUCUUAUGAUACAAGAAGCAAUUUAAAAACUCAUAGUAUAACACACAGUAAUGAGAGACCUUACAAUUGUCAUCUUUGUAAGAAAAGUUUUAAAAGAAACCAAGAUCUAAAGUUUCAUAUUAAUCAACACACAGGUGCAAAGCCAUACAAAUGUCCUUUUUGUGAUAAGUCAUUUGCUAGUUCUGGAAACUGCUACUCACACAGAAGUCGAAUGCAUCCUGAUAAACAAAUUGAAGUCAAAGGGCGGCAAGGCUCUGCUGCCACAAAAGGAAACUCGACUUUAAAGCCACUUACUCCUAAAAGUUGUCUCACUGCAGUGAAAGGCAUUUUUAAAUACCAAUGUCAACUAUGUGAACAUAGUUUUAUGAAGAGAGAAAACUUUACAUAUCACAUGUAUCAGCACACAGGAGAAAAACCAUUUCAGUGCACACACUGCACUGCAACAUUUGUAACUAGAAGAGACUAU